Messenger RNA from Gymnodraco acuticeps, 2077 nucleotides. It is a transcript of the gene creld1a, whose product is annotated as protein disulfide isomerase Creld1. Gene Ontology annotation, molecular function: calcium ion binding. The transcript is spliced from 6 exons. The record is from RefSeq and is a predicted model, not a curated record. NCBI's taxonomy places the organism in Eukaryota, Metazoa, Chordata, Actinopteri, Perciformes, Bathydraconidae. Bases 175 to 897 code for a protein of 240 amino acids.
CCACGAAGGAGUGUUGAAGUGUGAUAACUUGUGUGUCAGUUGUAUUCACCCUUUUUAAACUUUAUUAAGACCGACAGAGUGCAGAGUCAGUCCGUGAGUCAGUCGACGCACACAGAGGAGCUUUAAACGUACAUACAGCUUAUAGAUGGAUUAAACUGCGAUAUUUUGGACCUAAUGGAACAGAUGGCAGUCAGGACGCUCCACAGGAACCCUCUGCAGGCUGCGUGGCUGUGUGGUCUGCUGGCUGCUCAGGUGCUCAGCUGUCCAGACUCCUGCAGCAAGUGUUCAGGCCCAGAACAUGACCAGUGUGAGCAAUGCAGAGCAGGAUGGACACUCCACAAUAACACCUGUGUAGACAUUGAUGAGUGUGGCACUGAGCUGGGUAUCUGUCCUACAAACAGAUACUGCUUCAAUACACAGGGUUCGUUUGAGUGCAGAGAUUGCGACCCGGCCUGUGUGGGCUGUAUGGGCAGUGGACCAGCACGCUGCAGGAAGUGUGCCUCUGGGUACUCACUGACAGGGUCCAAAUGUUUGGAUAUAGAUGAAUGCAGUGACAGGGUACUUGCCUGCCAUGGUCUGGAUGAGAUCUGUACCAAUACAGAAGGCUCUUUCCGCUGUGACUGUGCUGAGGCAUUCAUCCACAAAGAUGGUGUCUGUGUGAAGAAGCAGCAGCCUCGCGUUCAGGACAAAGGUCUGUUUGAGGAUAUCCAGGACGACGAGGUAGAGGUGCUGCAGCAGAUGUUCUUCGGGGUGGUGCUUUGUGCUCUGGCCACACUAGCUGCCAAAGGAGAUAUGGUCUACACAUCUGUAUUUAUGGGGGCAGUGGCAGCCAUGGCAGGGUACUGGCUUUCUGACAGGGGGGACCGUUUGUUAAACAACUUUGUCAGCGGACGUUAACACAAAUAGUACAUGCUGUAUGCCAGCAAAUUAAACAAUCACUGUUCAGAAAAUGCAACUGAAUCGUGCGCAUUCACGUUUGUUAUAAACAAUAUUAGUUUUUGAUAUGAAAGUAUUUUGCUCUGAAAGAUGGUCAUAUUUGUCACUCUUUGCUCUCAGUUAGAGAAAUUGUUGUGGCAAACUUUUAAGCACUGAACUAUCAUGAACAAAAAUGUAAAAAAUACUUGAGGGUAGGUAAGAACGGAGAAACCAGCAUUUAUUCAAAAACGAGUAAGCUAGAAUUUGAAAGUACACAACCGAAAACAAAUCUGCCCCUUCCUUCAGACUUCCUUACAUAGCCCCUCCUCUAACACACACGAAUGCGCACAUGACCAAUGAGGGCACGAGAUGGAAGGCUGACAGGCAGGUAGGCCAUCCAAUUAUCUGCCGCGGGCCGAGGCAGAUAUUUGGACUUGCUUUUUACAGCGCCACGGCUUCCACAGAUGAAAUAUUUAUAUAUAUUUAUUGUCAAAGCAUUUAAUUUAUUCCUUGCUAUCAGGAUGUUAAGAGCAUUCCAUGGAAUAUAACAAGUGUUUCUGAAGUGAAUUACCUACCCCACCUUUAAGGUGUUUGUGCAGAACCAACCUUUCCUUUUAAUAGGAAACAUUUUAAUAAAAUUCAAGUUUUAGUUACAUGAACCUGGAGAAGUGACACUUUUCUCUGUCCCUGCAGCUUCUCUCCGCUAACUACAUAUUUGUCUUUCCCCCACUGGCUUGGAUGUUCUUUACAUGUUUUGAGUUUUCAUUAAGUCUGUGGUACCGAGCUUCUCAAAAGGAAUGUGGUUGUUUAUUCUUGACCUUUAAAAAUGUAGUUGACAAACCUUUAUUUAAGGCACACCUACCAGUUUAUAGUCUGGAGAUUCUUAACCUUAUUUUACAGUCUGUGGAUUGAGUUGGUUCUGUUGUCAACACAAUCUCCAGUUACUGGAAGACUGCAAGGUUUAGUAGAAAGUUGUUAUGGUGUUAGACAUUUUUCUAGCUUUAGAUGCCUUGUUUUGGUAUUUGGUGCCAACAAAAUAAAAUGUUAUUAACUAUACAUAGAUUUAAAAAUAAUUUACUGCUUGCUUGGAUUUUCUCCCAAUACUGUAUCAAUGACAUUGUAUUUGUAUUCACGAAAAAUAAAGUUUGUACCUGUUCUACAA